AUGUCCCGCGUGGCAGUCACAGGAAUCGGUUUGGUGACUCCUCUAGGUAUCGGUACCCAGUCAUCCUGGAACAAUCUCAUAAAAGGCGCCUCUGGGCUCAUUUCUACAAAACAACUACCCGACUACAAAGAAGGCUGGGAUAAGGUUCCGUCCAAAGUGGUUGGAAAAGUGCAAAACUGGGAUCCAGACAGAUGUGCUGAUAAGGACGCUAGAAGAUGGGCCCUUUUCACUCAAUACGGAAUUGUCGCUACUCAGGAGGCCCUUGAAGAUUCCAAAUUGGAUUUAAAAAGCAUAGACAGAAGCAAGAUGGGUGUGGCGGUCGGUUCAGGAAUUGGCCUGUUUGAGGAUGCCUACAACAACUCGGUAGCAUUCCACGAAAAGGGCUACAAAAGGGUCCAGCCGCUCUUUAUUCCGAAACUUCUCAACAACAUGGCCGCUGGAAACAUCUCCAUAAAGUACGACCUUCGAGGUCCUCUCCAUUCAGUGUCUACAGCCUGUGCUACAGGUUUAAACGCUAUAGGUGAUGCCUAUAAUUUCAUACACAAUGGUUAUGCUGAUGCAAUGGUCUGUGGAGGUCUGGAAGCGUCCAUUCACCCGCUAGCAUUAGCCGGUUUUGCUAGAGCUCGUUCUGUGGUGACUGAAUAUGAAGAUGAACCUUGGAAAGCCUCGAGGCCUUUUGAUAGAGAUAGAAACGGUUUCGUGCUCAGUGAAGGAUGUGGCAUUUUAGUUUUGGAGAAUAUGGAAAUGGCCAAAAAAAGGGGAGCUAAGAUUUAUGCAGAGGUUUCUGGUUACGGUUUAUCUGGAGAUGCCAACCAUAUCACUGCACCUUUGGAAACUGGAGAUGGAGCGUUUGCAGCCAUGAAAAUGGCACUUGAAAGAGCCAAAGUCGAUCCAUCUCAGGUCGACUACGUCAAUGCCCACGCCACUCUGACGGUGAUUGGCGACCGGGCCGAAAACCACGCAAUACUGACUUUAUUUGCUAAAAACUCUAACCUUGCCGUGUCCUCGACGAAAUCGUCCAUCGGCCACUUGCUCGGCGCUGCGGGAGCGGUCGAGGCGGCCUUUACGUUGAAGGCAAUUGAAACGGGGCUCGUGCCGCCCACUCUUAAUUUACAAAAUGUUGGUCGCCACAAGGACGAUGACCCGACACAGUUCACAUUCGACUAUGUUGCCAACGAGGCCAAGGAGAGGCUGGUGCACCACGGCUUGUGCAACUCGUUCGGGUUUGGUGGCGUGAAUAGCUCAGUUCUCUUCAGCAAACCUUGA
Candidozyma duobushaemuli is the source of this 1266-nucleotide messenger RNA. RefSeq names its product fatty acid synthase (gene CEM1). Gene Ontology annotation, molecular function: 3-oxoacyl-[acyl-carrier-protein] synthase activity. The coding region runs from base 1 to 1266 and encodes 421 amino acids. NCBI's taxonomy places the organism in Eukaryota, Fungi, Ascomycota, Pichiomycetes, Serinales, Metschnikowiaceae. The record is from RefSeq and is a predicted model, not a curated record. Gene Ontology annotation, biological process: fatty acid biosynthetic process. The transcript has a single exon.